This is a messenger RNA of Emiliania huxleyi CCMP1516, 306 nucleotides long. RefSeq lists its product as hypothetical. Gene Ontology annotation, molecular function: fatty acyl-CoA hydrolase activity. Gene Ontology annotation, biological process: fatty acid catabolic process; acyl-CoA metabolic process. Lineage: Eukaryota; Haptophyta; Isochrysidales; Noelaerhabdaceae. The annotation marks the transcript as partial. The transcript has a single exon. The record is from RefSeq and is a predicted model, not a curated record.
AUGCUGUCCGCUCGCGCCGCGCCCUCGCUGGUGCGAGCCGCCCGCCUCUGCACUGCCGCGACUCGCCGCGUCACUGCGGACGCGCUCGUGCGGCACGUCGACGUCUCGCCCGUCGCAGAGACGAGCACCGCGUUUGUGGGCCGGUCGGUCGACCUCGGGUGGGGCAGAGUGUACGGCGGCCAGACGAUGGCACAGGCGCUCGCCGCUUGCCAGAAGCUUGUCGGCGGCGACUUCUCCGUCCACCAGCUGAGCUGCCACUUUCUCCGCGGCGGCGACGUGUCGGCUGACAUCCGAUUCGACUGCGAG